CUCCCUCCCGUCGCCGCCGCAUCCACCUCCAGAAUAGCGGACGGAAACCAGAGCCAAAAAGUUCAGUCCGCCGCCGGCCAGAACCUUCGCCCCGACGUCUUUCCUUAAACGAAUUCCAUGAAUUUGGCUGAUUGUUCUUCUCACUCUGCGACGGCUCGGCUUCUCCACUUUGGUAGUCCCGGCGCCAUCUACCUGCGCCGGUUCGUGGGUUCUCUCCAUGUAGGCCGGUGUGGCUCCAACCCCACGCACGUGAAAACCCUCCGCCUCCGUUCUAACCCUCCUAAAACCCUCACCGUAACUGCAGCAAUGGCUAGUGAGGCCGAGCUCGCGGCCUCGGCUAAGAUAAUCGAUGGGAAAAUGGUGGCCAAGGAAAUCAGAGACGAAAUAACCACCGAGGUAUCAAGAAUGAAAGAUGCGAUUGGUGUUGUUCCCGGGCUAGCAGUCAUGCUUAUCGGUGAACGAAAAGAUUCUGCAACUUACGUACGAAACAAGAAGAAAGCGUGUGAAUCCGUUGGGAUCAAUUCCUUCGAAGUGCGGUUGCCGGAGGAUUCCGCUGAAACCGAAGUUCUAAAGUUUAUCUCAGACUUCAAUGAUGAUCCUGCUGUUCAUGGCAUUCUUGUCCAGCUGCCACUGCCAAAGCAUAUGAAUGAACAGAACAUCUUAAAUGCUGUUAGCAUUGAGAAAGACGUGGAUGGUUUCCAUCCCUUGAAUAUCGGCCGUCUUGCCAUGCGUGGAAGAGAACCUUCCUUUGUUCCUUGUACACCAAAAGGGUGUAUUGAGUUGUUGCAUAGGUAUGGUUUCCAAAUCAAAGGGAAGAAAGCAGUUGUGAUUGGCCGCAGCAAUAUCGUUGGAAUGCCAGCUGCUUUGCUGCUUCAGGUACUAAGGGAGGAUGCUACUGUUACGAUCGUGCACUCUAGGACCCAGAAUCCUGAACAGAUAGUCAAAGAAGCAGAUAUUGUCAUCUCUGCUGUUGGCCAACCCGAUAUGGUCAGAGGGACUUGGCUAAAGCCUGGUGCUGUUGUCAUUGAUGUUGGAAUCAACCCAGUUGAGGAUGCAACAUGUCCGCGAGGUUACAGAUUGGUGGGGGAUGUGUGCUAUGAAGAGGCGCGCAAAGUUGUUUCAGCAAUAACUCCUGUACCUGGGGGAGUUGGUCCAAUGACAAUAGCAAUGCUUCUUUCCAAUACUCUCUCCUCAGCAAAGAGAAUACACAACUUCCAAUGAAGUUGUAUGACCGCUUCUUCCAAUGCAGAACUCUCCGACUUUCAGGAAUAUCAUGAGUCAAUGGCAAUGAACUCUGCAGCACGUUUUAACACAGAGAGACUUGUGCAGUCGACAAUGGCUGGCAUGCCUGCUGCGGACUGUUAGUUUUAUCCGGGGGUAGUAACGGUCCGUAUCUUUUUGAUCUAUCUAUAUCUUGUUCAAUAAGAACAAAUUAUGCCCUAGAAUCUUGACGAGCUGUCUCCAGUUAGCGAGAAUAUUUGUAAGACAUCUUGGUAGUAGUUGACAGUACAAAGAUGAAAGAUGUCUUUGUUAAGAACCAUGCAUCUAUGAUUGUUGCGUUCCUUUCUACCAGAAUACUUAUAUGUGGAUGGCCUCAGCAAGAUUGCAAGCCUAAUAGGAGUCAGGAGAAGCUAUUUGUAUGGAUCAUGAAACUAAGCUGGAACAGAGCCUGAUUCUUAUACCCAGUUGAGUUAGGGUUAGUGCUGUCGUGGGGUUUCAGGCAUAUGUUGCUCUGCUAGCCCUCCUGCAGCUCCUAUUAUGUUGGUGGGAAUCCCCUCUCUGAAUAGGAGUGUUUUGUAGUGGGUCAUGAGAAACAUAACGGGGUUUAUCCUGGCUCUAGGAUACUGGAAAUGUGGUUAAGAUCAGUAUUCAAUUAGUAAAAAAUGAAAUCCAGCACUUGUUGAAUUAGUGAAAUUCUCCUCUUUGAGGACGAGGGAAUUCGGCCAGCACUUAACUACAAAAGUAAAGUUUCGCCCUUAUUCAAAGCGAGAAUGGAGGUGCGACACAAUGGAGGUGUUCACUGAUAACGUAGAAUCGCAAUGUUUUCCAAAUUGGACUCGAUGAUAAAUCAAAAAAGUUAGUGGUUGAUGGAUCAAAUAAAAGUGUUUGUU
Molecule: messenger RNA, 2111 nt
Organism: Linum tenue
Lineage: Eukaryota; Viridiplantae; Streptophyta; Magnoliopsida; Malpighiales; Linaceae
Source: the annotation of a GenBank genome assembly